UAUAAAGAUCAGAAAAUCCCGGAUACGGUGAAAACUUUGAUGGGCGAGAAAGUGACUAAGCAGGGACAGAAAUUCAAACCGCCGGAGAAAUAUGACGAUGAGAAAAUUGAGCGAGAAAUUGAAGAAUUAUUCAAAAAAAGGGAUGCGCCAGCAUUGCCGCAGCUUGUGCUGGAAACCACCGACGCUGCUGCGGAGGAUGAAGAUGAUGAAGGUAAGAGCCCUUACCAUACUAAUAUCGUCUUCGCGCAUUUAGAUUUUUCUCGCAGUAAUAGUAAUGCAACCGAAAAUUUGAAAAGAUUGCUCUAG
Gongylonema pulchrum is the source of this 306-nucleotide messenger RNA. NCBI's taxonomy places the organism in Eukaryota, Metazoa, Nematoda, Chromadorea, Rhabditida, Gongylonematidae. The record is from the annotation of a GenBank genome assembly.